AUGGGACGUGUUGUGCUCGCGAAUAUUACCUUGGAAUGGCAAACAAGCUUCUGUCUUCAGUUUUUUCGAGGGACAUUUUCAGCAGAUGUUCGAGAAAGCACAACCGGCUUCUGCAUUGCUUUUGAGGACGACAUCAUUUCUGUUGAGCGUCAAAUUUUUUGA
Molecule: messenger RNA, 162 nt
Organism: Plasmopara halstedii
Lineage: Eukaryota; Oomycota; Peronosporomycetes; Peronosporales; Peronosporaceae
Exons: 2
Coding region: 1-162 (53 amino acids)
Source: RefSeq, a predicted model, not a curated record